GCCCCUGGGGGCCGGCGCAUCCCGGGACCGGCAGCGGGGCCGGGAUCCAGGGGAUCGGGGCCGGCAUCCAGGGGAGCGGCUGCGCUCGGUGCGGCCCCAGCACGGCCCGGCCGCUCCGGCCCCGUCAGCUCCACGCCCAUGGAGGGACGCGGCACGGCUCGCCACAGCAAAGGUCUAUUCUCAAAUAUCUGGCUGUGGCGAGCUGUUGCUGGGGUCCUUACUGCUGCUGUCAUUUUGAUUUCAUGUAUUCAAUUUGUAAACCCUUCUCUGGCCAAAGACCUUCCUGUGUGCCUUCCCCGGGAGCUGUGUCCAUCAGGCUGGCUGUACUUCCAGAGGAAGUGUUACUACCUCUCAGAGAGUGAAGCUGCCUGGAACUCCAGCCAGAGCCACUGCUCUUUCCACAAUGCUUCCCUCCUGGUCAUUGAAAAUCAUCAGGAGCUGAGGUUUAUGAUGAAGAUAACAAAGCAAGACCCAUGGAUUGGACUCUAUAAAAGAAAUGAGGAGUUCUUUUGGGUAAAUGGAAAAGCAUUAGACAAUGAACUGUUUGAAGUAAAAGGCUCUGGAAGCUGUGCCUAUCUGGAAUCCAAAGGAGUCUCAGUCUCAGGAUGUUAUUUAACCAGGAAAUGGGUCUGUAGCCUGAAUAUCGACUCAGCACAAUAAAGGUGGACAAAGCCACCACCCCUGACACUCAGAGCUCUGCUAUGCCUGCACAGGCUAUGUCUAUACUUUGGGACCUGGGAAUGUGUCCCAGCUCCUACCUGCAGGUGAAUGACUUUUCUUGGUAGCCAGAAUUCUCCACCCAAGGAGGAAGGCUUUAAAGAUACCAUUUAAAAUGCUCUCUUCAGCAACUUGAUAAGUCAUUUCCUUGCCCCAUUUUUCUAGCUAUUUCCCAACUGUAGCUUCUUUUUGUUAUGCCAUCAGUGUUUUUUCAAUUUACUCUUCUCUUGUAGGAGCAGCUGCUCUUUCUUUCCCUUUUGGGUGUGCAGUUGGAGGUUUUUGUUCUGCUUUUCCUUUUGCCAGGCUCUGUGUGCAGGGAUGGGUGGUGAAAUGGGUCUGUCUGGAGGGCUGCCAGUGCCUCGUGGAUACAGGGCAAUGCAGAAGUGAACACUGUUGUUUCAGACAGGAUCACAGCAAAUUCCUCUCUUUCCAUUUGAUGGGAUGCACCUUGCAUCGUAUUCCAUGUUUUGUCAAUGUUAUAUUACUUUAAUUUUGUUAAAUCCUGGUGAUAACACUGUCAAGCUGACUUGUGUAGCUGCACUGCAUCUGAAGUUAUUCUCACAGCACUUUCUUUAGCCAAAAGAAGCUCACAAUAGAUAAGAAUGUUUAUUUACCUGAGCAUCUGCACUGAUGGUGGGGGCAGAAGUGUUGGAAGAGUGACACUGAAGCCACAGGCAUUAAUGUGUAAAGGUAGAAAUAAUCAUUGGUGCAAGGAGGCAAAAUCAGUAGAAGGGAAUGAGAGAAUUAACAUCAAAGGAUGUUUCUCUUUGUUUUCCUCAUGCCCUGUGCCUGUCAUGGUGUGAGGCUUCUGAGCAAGGGGGGCAUUUCCAGAUGGACAGUCAGUGUUUCCUUGUGUGGGUCGCAUUUUCAGCAGCAGCCUCCAGUGCUCUUGGAUUGCUGGGAGCCUGAACAGAAUUAGGGCACAAACCCUCUGAUUGUCUGAGUCCCACGCAUGUCUAGCAGGUUAUCCAAAGAUUAAAAGUGUCAUUUGACCCAGAGGAAGCAAAUUUUCCUGGGAGGAAUAUAACUAUCAAGUUUCUAGAGAAGGAAGAAUGGGAAGUUCACCUUUAUUUUCUGUGGCAGAAGGACUUGACUGUAGCAGGACCAUGCACAUGGAUACACAAGACACACUGUCAGCAACUUGUGACUUUCAGAUGUUUAUUUAAAUAUAAUCACUAAUUUUACUGGAUUACACUUUUCUUAAUUGCUUGUAUUCUUUAUAGGCACAGUAACAGUACUCUACAGUAUGAAAAGUCUGAUUAAGUAUUAAUUUAUAUGUUGGGGGAAGAGUGUUAUACUGCAAUGUUUUUAAAUUAACCUGAUUCUGAAGGAUAUGGUAUGUGCAAUAGUCCUGAAAAGAUACUUAAUAAAU
Messenger RNA from Cinclus cinclus, 2089 nucleotides. RefSeq names its product C-type lectin domain family 2 member L-like. The record is from RefSeq and is a predicted model, not a curated record. Lineage: Eukaryota; Metazoa; Chordata; Aves; Passeriformes; Cinclidae. Bases 139 to 660 code for a protein of 173 amino acids. The transcript has 5 exons.